Triticum dicoccoides is the source of this 3218-nucleotide messenger RNA. RefSeq names its product 3-ketoacyl-CoA synthase 11-like. NCBI's taxonomy places the organism in Eukaryota, Viridiplantae, Streptophyta, Magnoliopsida, Poales, Poaceae. The transcript has 10 exons. Gene Ontology annotation, molecular function: acyltransferase activity, transferring groups other than amino-acyl groups. Gene Ontology annotation, biological process: fatty acid biosynthetic process. The record is from RefSeq and is a predicted model, not a curated record. Gene Ontology annotation, cellular component: membrane. Bases 446 to 3031 code for a protein of 861 amino acids.
UAAGUAGCUUCAGAAAAAAAAAACAUGGUUAUGCAACAAAAGCAAUGCAAAUUAGCAUAUUCAGUUAGCACGAACAUCUGUAGGGAUAACAAGCGAUAGUUCUGCUCUGACGGCCAGGGCCACAAUAACUACACUAAGCCCCUAGGCAUGUCCAUGAUAAAGUAGAUUCCAUAUAACAGAGUCUAACACUAACUAUUACCAUUAACAAAUAACAUGUAUCAAGGAUUUUCAGUUCAAGAUAUGGAUUUUAAAAAACAAAUCAAUAAUCUGUCAGUAUGUAGCUACUGACAUUGGCUGUGAAGCAGCCAGGAAGGCGUAUCCGCAGCGACAAGGCGGAAGCGUAGCGCGGGAGGUUUGAAUAGGAGUUGGCCUGUGUUAGCGUGUGGGCUGCGCAAGUGUUGGGCCGAGGCCUUGGUUGUAAUGAGCGGAUAUAUAAGCUCAAGUGAUGUGGUGUGUCGGGUAUCGUGGAAUUGAAUUUGAAUCUUAUUCUCCGAGCUUAUCCUCUCUUCCUUCCUCGUUCUCUCGUUGCGUCCGCAUCUCGCCCUCUCCAGCUCUCCUUCCUCACCAAUUCUACCGGAGACGAGCCCCAAAUUCGGCGGUCCCUCGCGGCCAGUGGCAAGGGCGUUACAAUCUGGUAUCAGAGCGACCGAUCCGUGGCCCGCUUCUGCUUUCUCGAGAGCGUACCCGGCAAAUUCCGAGGCGACGGUCUCCGGUCACCUUAGGGUUCGAUCGGUGUAAUCCCCGACCUAAGGUGGGUUGCUUCAGAGAGGAACGGCGGACGGCGUUCAAACCCAGUGCCCGGACCAAGUACCUCGAGCGCGGCAUGGAGGCGUUCCAGGAGCGCAUGCUGAAGGAGUUUGCGGAGAUCCGUGCGGAGCAGAGCAAAUUGAUGAAGGUGGCCGAAAUCUGCGACAGAUUGGAGGCGCUGGAUGCAAAGCUGGAGGAGAAGUCCCAGCGGCUGGAUCAGGUGCAAGUGAAGGCGGCUACAUGGGAGGAUUACGAGAUUUCUACAGUUUUAUCAUCUCUGAAGAUAAGUUGCAGCAAGAAAGCAAAUAGGGAGGAGGGUGAUACCUUCCGUGCUUGGCAUAGCGUCUGUGGCACUAUGGUGGGAGGGGAGCAGCGGUGGAAGAAGCAGAGCCUGACGAGCGUUGGACAAAUGGAUCCCGGCGCCGGAACGUCAUCUCAGAAGGAACCUCGGUACACCAACCCUGACGUCGAGAUGAGCACCCCUGACGUGGAUGAUUCGGCCAUCCCUGACGUCGAGAUGGGCAUUGACCAACAAGUAGAACCGACCACCAGGGCAGGGGACACGAGCCACGCUGACGGGACUUCAUCCAGCACGGCCACCACAAAGAAGAGCAACCGAAAGGCAAGGGAUCCAAGGAAGCUUCACGAAGGUCUAAUUGCAAUCGCCGUAGUUGGCCCGAGUGGCGAGCCCGUCACCCUAGAGGACAUAGUAAAAAGGGCCCGUGCAGUGCAAGACCCAGACAUGCAUUUUUCAAGCUUCAGCGCCGCUCUUUGUGACCCGCUCUGGAUGGCUGCGAUGCAAGAGGAGUUUGCCGCCCUGUUGCGCAACCAAAUGUGGCGGCUUGUUCCCCGUCCCCGGCACGCCAACGAGGAGUACGAGGAGGACCCGAAGCAGGAGAAGGACGCGGAGCAGCAGGAGGAGGAACGCCUCGGCUCCCUGCUCGCCUGCCUCGCCUUCCUCGUGGCCGCCUGCACCGCCUACCUCGUCACCCGCCCGCGCCCCGUCUACCUCGUCGACUUCGCCUGCUACAAGCCCGACGACGCGCGCAAGUGCAGCCGCGCCCGCUUCAUGGACUGCACCGAGAAGCUCGGCACCUUCACCGACGACAACGUCGAGUUCCAGCGCCGGAUCGUGGAGCGCUCCGGGCUGGGCGAGGAGACGUACCUCCCGGAGGCCGUGCUCAACCUCCCGCCCAACCCCUCCAUGGCCAACGCGCGGGUGGAGGCCGAGAAGGUCAUGUUCGGCGCGCUGGACCAGCUCUUCGCCAAGACGGGCGUGAAGGCCAAGGACAUCGGCGUGCUCGUCGUCAACUGCAGCCUCUUCAACCCGACGCCCUCGCUCUCCGCCAUGGUCGUCAACAAGUACCAGCUCCGGGGCAACAUCGUGAGCUACAACCUGGGCGGCAUGGGGUGCAGCGCGGGGCUCAUCGCCAUCGACCUCGCCAAGGACCUGCUCCAGGCGCAGCCCGGCACGUACGCCGUGGUGAUCAGCAUGGAGAACAUCACCCUCAACUGGUACUUCGGCAACGACCGCUCCAUGCUGGUGUCCAACUGCCUGUUCCGCAUGGGCGGCGCGGCGAUCCUGCUCUCGAACCGCCGGUCGGCGCGGCGGCGCUCCAAGUACCAGCUGGUGCACACGGUGCGCACGCACAAGGGGGCGGACGACAAGGCGUUCCGGUGCGUGUACCAGCAGGAGGACGAGUCGGGCAAGCGGGGCGUGUCGCUGUCCAAGGACCUGAUGGCGAUCGCCGGCGGCGCGCUCAAGACCAACAUCACCACGCUGGGGCCGCUGGUGCUGCCGCUGAGCGAGCAGCUGCUCUUCUUCGCGACGCUGGCGGCCAAGAAGCUGGUGAACGCCAAGGUGAAGCCCUACAUCCCGGACUUCAAGCUGGCGUUCGAGCACUUCUGCAUCCACGCCGGCGGGCGGGCGGUGCUGGACCAGAUGGAGAGCAACCUGCAGCUGACGGAGUGGCACAUGGAGCCGUCGCGGAUGACGCUGCACCGGUUCGGCAACACGUCGAGCAGCUCGCUGUGGUACGAGCUGGCCUACGCCGAGGCCAAGGGCCGGAUCAGGAAGGGCGACCGCACCUGGCAGAUCGCCUUCGGGUCCGGGUUCAAGUGCAACAGCGCCGUGUGGAGGGCGCUCCGGUCGGUGAACCCGGCCAACCCCAGGGACGUCGCCGGCAACCCCUGGGCCGACGAGAUCCACCGGUUCCCCGUGCCCGUGCCCAAGUUCUCCGCCAUCGAUCCUCCCACUCCAUCCAGCGACACCGCCCAGCAAUAAGGAUCCAGAGCCACGUACGUACGUCUUUUGGUCGAGUGAGUCUGUAGCUGCCUGGGGUUGCAUUGCAGCAUUGGUACUAAGGAGUAUCUGGUAGCAGUAGAGUCAGUCAAGCUAGGUAUGCUUAAUUUAGUUGGGGUUUGCCAUUAUUGUAUCUGAUAUGAUUGAUGAAAUUAAGUCUUUUGUUGAU